Molecule: messenger RNA, 5326 nt
Organism: Octodon degus (degu)
Lineage: Eukaryota; Metazoa; Chordata; Mammalia; Rodentia; Octodontidae
Gene: Akt3
Product: AKT serine/threonine kinase 3
Exons: 14
Coding region: 341-1780 (479 amino acids)
Biological process (GO): protein phosphorylation
Molecular function (GO): ATP binding; protein serine/threonine kinase activity
Source: RefSeq, a predicted model, not a curated record
CCGCGGCCCGGCCCGGCCGGCUCCCUCCCUCCCCGGCAGCACUUCGCCUGCCCUCCCGCCGGCCGCACCGGGCUCCAGGGGGCCAGAGGCUCUGCGGGGUGGGGGGAGGACAGGAGGGGAGGAGGAGGGAGGGGGGACCCCCGAGUCGCCCCCUCUCCUCCCCCCGCCCCCCCAGCUCCAUCCUCCGCCACCGCCCGAGCAGCUGCGGGGCCGCCGCCGCCUUUGCAGGCUGAGUCAUCACUAGAGAGUGGGAAGGGCAGCAGCAGCCAAGAAUCCAAACCCUAAAGCUGAUACCACAAAGUACCUUUUCUCGAAGUUGAGGGCUCAGAGGGGAGCCAUCAUGAGCGAUGUUACCAUUGUGAAAGAAGGUUGGGUUCAGAAGAGGGGUGAAUAUAUAAAAAACUGGAGGCCAAGAUACUUCCUUUUGAAGACAGAUGGCUCCUUCAUAGGAUAUAAAGAGAAACCUCAAGACGUGGAUUUACCUUAUCCCCUCAACAACUUUUCAGUGGCAAAAUGCCAGUUAAUGAAAACAGAACGACCAAAGCCAAACACAUUUAUUAUCAGAUGCCUCCAGUGGACCACUGUUAUAGAAAGAACAUUUCAUGUAGAUACUCCAGAGGAAAGGGAAGAAUGGACAGAAGCUAUCCAGGCGGUAGCAGACAGACUGCAGAGGCAAGAAGAGGAGAGAAUGAAUUGCAGUCCAACUUCACAAAUUGAUAACAUCGGAGAGGAGGAAAUGGAUGCUUCUACGACCCAUCAUAAAAGAAAGACAAUGAAUGAUUUUGACUAUUUGAAACUGCUAGGUAAAGGCACUUUUGGGAAAGUUAUUUUGGUUCGAGAGAAAGCAAGUGGGAAAUAUUAUGCUAUGAAGAUUUUGAAGAAAGAAGUCAUUAUUGCAAAGGAUGAAGUGGCACACACUCUAACUGAGAGCAGAGUAUUGAAGAACACUAGACAUCCAUUUUUAACAUCCUUGAAGUAUUCCUUCCAGACAAAAGACCGUUUGUGUUUUGUGAUGGAAUAUGUUAAUGGGGGAGAGCUGUUUUUCCAUUUGUCGAGAGAGCGGGUGUUCUCUGAGGACCGCACACGUUUCUACGGUGCAGAAAUUGUCUCAGCCUUGGACUAUCUACAUUCCGGAAAGAUUGUGUACCGUGAUCUCAAGUUGGAGAAUUUGAUGCUGGAUAAAGAUGGCCACAUAAAAAUUACAGAUUUUGGACUUUGCAAAGAAGGGAUCACGGAUGCCGCCACCAUGAAGACGUUCUGUGGCACACCAGAGUACCUGGCCCCCGAGGUGUUAGAAGACAACGACUAUGGCCGAGCAGUGGACUGGUGGGGCCUGGGGGUCGUCAUGUAUGAGAUGAUGUGCGGGAGGCUGCCCUUCUACAACCAGGACCACGAGAAGCUUUUUGAGCUAAUACUAAUGGAAGACAUUAAAUUCCCACGAACACUCUCUUCAGAUGCAAAAUCCUUGCUUUCAGGGCUCUUGAUAAAGGAUCCAAAUAAACGCCUUGGUGGAGGGCCAGAUGAUGCAAAAGAAAUUAUGAGACACAGUUUCUUCUCUGGAGUAAACUGGCAAGAUGUAUAUGAUAAAAAGCUUGUGCCUCCUUUUAAGCCUCAGGUAACAUCUGAGACAGACACCAGAUAUUUUGAUGAAGAAUUCACAGCUCAGACUAUUACAAUAACACCACCUGAAAAAUACGAUGAAGAUGGUAUGGACUGCGUGGACAAUGAGAGGCGGCCGCACUUCCCUCAGUUUUCCUAUUCUGCAAGCGGACGAGAAUAAGCCUUUCAUUCUGCUACUUCACUGUCAUCCUAGAUGUAUCACUGACAAUGAUUCCCGGACCUCCCCACCGUCCUCGCUCUUACAGGCAGCAGGGCACCUUCUGACAUCCCAGACAGCCCAGGGUCUCCGCCCCUCGCCACCUUUCACCCCCAUGAGAACACACGUACACAGACACACUCCCAUUUUUGUUUUUUGCAUGAAAUUGUAUCUCAGUCUAAGGUCUCUGCUGUUGCUGCUACUGUCUUACUAUUAGAGCAACUUUAAGGAAUAAUUUUAUAAUCUGUGGAAGUCCCGAGCCCACUGUUGUUCAUCUGUGCACAAAUUGUCAUCUUGAUCUUUCGUUUUCGUUUUUCCCUAACAGUGAAGGCUAAAUGAGAUACACUGAUUCUAGGUACAUUUUUUAACUUUCUAGCAGAUAAAUCAAAAACUAAUUAGACUAAGAAGAUUUAGUUUCUAUUUCCAAACAAGCAGUUGUGAAGGGUGGUGAUGUGCAUAUGCACAAGCUUAGCGAAGCAACUCUGACCAGCGCAUACAAGUAAGGGUAUGUCGCUAGGCUUUAGCUGGAGUUCACUAGCAAGCGUUUGAGAGGACUGAACAACUGGUAAGAUGCACACGCAUUUUUCAUUUCUUUCGGAUACUGCGAAGGAAGCCCAGUAUCACGUGUGGACGUCCAGAUCUCACAGGCAAUCACGGGCAAGUGAACGUUGUUCUACGAGAGCGAAGGCACAUACACAGACUCCCAGUCACCUAAAGGGUCUAGCGUACACUCUGCGCCAGAGAGCAUCUUUCCCUGCGCCUGGCAACCUUUUUCCCGUCUUGAUAUUUAUCACCUCUGAUGGCUGAAGAAUGUAGACAGGUAUAAUGAUCCUGCUUUCACCAAAAUUGUACACCAAGGUAAACCAACAGGUGUUUGCCUUAUUAGUUUUAAUUUUGUACUUUUUCAGUUUUAGGUGAUUAGCUUUUUCUCAGAUGUUAAAACUUUGAAUGUCCUUUUAUGAUUUUGUUUGUAUUACAGUAGUAUUUAUUUUUUAGUGAUGAAGAAUUGUAUGUCGUUAGCAAAUGCAGCUCCAGCGUCCAUGCAAUAGACUCACUGCAGUUUCUUUUGACCCACGUGCAAGGAAUGCACACACUGAUGCGCAUCACGCACUUGUCCUCCUGUGUAGAAAUUUUUUUGAUAAGCUUCUGAAAUUGUGCACAUUGAUCAGAAUUCGGCUUUGGGAGAAGAGAUUCUGUCAUUUAAUCCCUUGAUGCUGAAAAUGAGAAAAUCAACUAUUGAUGCCAAGGGGUUAGUGAAAUAAAAGGCUGUUGCUACUUGUUCACUUGAGAAUUAAAAUAUAGGAUGACCUGGCAACGUAACAGAAUGAAGAAAAUUGAGGCCCGAAUGAUGUUGAGAAGUGAACUUUACUUGGCAAAAUGAACACAUUGCAAGCAUUUAUGAAGUAGUGAGUAGAAGAGAAAAGCCUGAUGUGUUCAUUCUGAUCAAGGUACAUUUAUCACUGAACUAAGCCAUCAGGGAAAACAAAACAGAAAGAACACCUCUAGCUUUGUUCUGUACAUACUCAUGUCUCCAGAUCCCAACACUUCUCACUGAGCGGGGACAUGGAUGCAAACCUCAUCUUUCUCCUUCAUAAUGAUGAUCUUCAGAUUAAACCCUUUGGUGCUAGGAGCUGACACUUCCCAAAGCAGCCUAUGAUGUCCAAGGGGCAGGAGCCCUGCCUGUGGCGAGCCGGAGGCACAAGCUCCCUGGAACGACCACGGAGAUGUAUUCUAGUUAAACAGCUCCCAAACGAAGACUGCAUCGCGACGUAGUGUCAUGGUUGCUUUGUGAGAGAGCAAGUGACUUUCUGGUAGGGAAUCAUACCCAUCUGCAGGUGUCUUAGCCUCCUGAUGCUGGAAGUGUGGACGUAGAGCUCUGCAGACCACUGCUGGCGGUGGGUGGGCCGCUGGACUGGCGGGGGUUAAGGGCAUUCUAUUAAGGCAGCUAAGACAUAUUCAGACAUAGAUUUUGUCCUAGUUUUUCAUAUUUCUACCUGAGUGACUUUCAUCCUUAGCAUUCAGUAGGAAGUUACAGUAAAUGGUAGUUCAUUCUUACAUCUUACAGAUUAACUUUUUUUCACUUGGAAUUAUGUUGAAUGUUUCACAGCGACAAAGUAGACUAGAGGGUGUGUCCUCUAAGUUGUCUUGCAUCCAUUUGCUAAGAAAGAAACAGGUGAGGGAAGAGAAGGCUGAGAGUGGCUCAUGUUCAGAGCAUUUGCUCCUUAAGAGGGAAAGCACGACACUGUACAGGAAGCACAGAGCUUUUGUUGUUUUGGUUCCCCUCCCUGAUGCAGUCUGAAGGUGAUUUCCGUGACUUGGCCAAGGAUACUUCGGAAAGAUUGAUGAUGGGCACCGGUAGUGCCCAGGCUGGCCACUCCUCACAGCCACACGCAGGGCUCAGUCGCCCUCUCUGAGGCCGUCAGUGUCACAGAAAGUGUGUUCUUGGCAUCGAUUGUGAGAUUUCUUCCUGUCACUCCCAGUCAUGUGGCGUGAAGGCGUGAGUGAGUGCAGAGGGUGUGCAGAGGCAGCUGUGCGGCUUCCCUAUGUUGCCCAUGGCUGUCGUUUCACAUUCUGGCAGUAGGACAGCCAGAAACCUGGAAUCUUCCUGUCCAAAUCCAGUUCCCACUUUGCAGACUCCAGCUGUACUGUCAUGAAGUCUGACCUCUGUCCCAAGGCAGCCGCCCUGGAGGCACUGACCGCUUCUGCGUGGGCUGCUGGCAAGGGCUGCUCACGGCUUCGCUUUCCACACCAACCACACAGCAUUAUUCCAGUCUGUUUUCCAUUUCCCACACCUGAUUCUGGCUUCUCAAAGCUGACUGUUCUUGUGGGGCCACUUGCUUCUUCUAGAGUACAAAAGUAAGGGCCUCCCUUACUAACUGCAGGGUCUAUAUACUACACCUCAGUGUACACACUUGCUGCUACCGUUUGUACCGUCCACACUAGACCUUCCUUAUCUUGCUCCUGGUAGUGCAUUACAGGCAAGCAUGAAAUGUAAAGUAUUUAUUUAAAUAAAAACAAAACCUCUAAAUUGGUAAUUGAAUUACCUCCCUGUAGCUUUAUAGUUUGUGACAUUUCUUGGCCUUGCUAGUUCUUUCAUUAGAUCCCUGAAAGAUUUGGUCACCUGGGUAAGGAUUUUAAGCAGACACAACUAUGAAACCAAGAAACUGUAUUACUGUUACUGUUGGUCAUACUAAAACUGCUUCUGUCCUUAAGUAUAUGACCCACAAGGAUGUGAAAUAACUACAAGAAACUGUUUUUGUACACUGUACAUCCUUAGUAUUUUUACACGUAUAUGAUAGGGAUGCACAUUAUUUUCCUUCGUACAGACAGCUUAAAUAAAGCACUAUGUCAAUCUGCUACUUCUCUGUUUGUUGUUGUUGGAUGUGGUUCUGUAAUCUCAGAAAAUUAAAUACUGUUCUGGAAAAAAAAAAAACUUUUUUAACAGCCCCACUUGGUAUUAACCUUUCCAGAAUAAGAUGUGAUAGCAAAUAUGUAAAUUCUUCUUAGCCC